This is a messenger RNA of Sphaerodactylus townsendi, 2547 nucleotides long. It is a transcript of the gene RAB19, whose product is annotated as RAB19, member RAS oncogene family. NCBI's taxonomy places the organism in Eukaryota, Metazoa, Chordata, Lepidosauria, Squamata, Sphaerodactylidae. The coding region runs from base 248 to 892 and encodes 214 amino acids. The record is from RefSeq and is a predicted model, not a curated record. Gene Ontology annotation, molecular function: GTPase activity; GTP binding. The transcript has 4 exons.
CCAAGUGGCGCAAUCGUCCUCUUGCAUGAGUCAACCUGACUGCCCUUCAGCCACUCGGCGAUUAGCAAAAUGGCCCGAAUGACUCCUUUAUGCUCCUAGGUCCGUCUUAUCUGCAGCACGGCCGACUAUUUAAUCCCCCAGAUUUCAAUCGGGUCAUUAACUCCUCUGAUUUCAAGUCCGCUGGGAAAACUUGUGCUGGACUUCAGAAGAAGUUCUUGGGCGAAGACACUUGGAGGCAAAGAAGAUCAUGGCUUUCUCCACUUCUGAGCUGGAUGAGACCUUUGACUACUUGUUCAAGAUCAUUCUUAUUGGAGAUUCAAAUGUCGGAAAGACAUGCGUGGUGCAUCGUUUCAAAUUAGGGCAAUACAGUGUGAAGCAGCAGAACACUAUUGGGGUGGACUUCACAGUACGCUCCUUGGAGAUAGAUGGUAAGAAGGUCAAGAUCCAGGUGUGGGACACAGCAGGCCAAGAACGCUUCCGCACAAUCACUCAGAGUUAUUAUCGUAGUGCCCACGGGGCUAUUCUUGCCUACGAUAUGACAAGGAAGUCCACGUUUGAGUCUAUCCCUCAUUGGAUUCAUGAGAUUGAAAAGUAUGGUGCAGCUAACUUGGUCUUGAUGUUGAUUGGGAACAAAUCUGAUGAAACAGAGAAGCGCCAAGUCCUGUUUGAAGAUGCUUGCACGCUAGCUGAGAAGCAUGGUCUGCUGGCUGUAUUGGAGACCUCAGCCAAAGAGGCCCAAAAUGUUGACGAAGUCUUCAUCCUAAUGGCUAAAGAGCUCUUGGCAAGAAAUGCCUUGCAGCUAGGUGCGGAGAAUGGGCCCGCAAGCAGCAUUUAUCUAGACACCAGGCCAGUGAUUCCCAUUCAACCUGACAAGUCUGACUGCUCCUGUUGAGAAGAAGCUUCACGGAAAAGAAACUUUGGUCAUUCCAGUGGUCCACGUUGCUUGAGAGUUUUCUGUCUAGCCUUGGCUUGUGUCCUGGUGUGCAUAUCAGCCACACAAUGCUGACCUGUUCUGCCAUUCAUUGUCGCCAUGGCCAAAGCAGAUUGUGAUGGUCAAAACUGGCAGUGCUACCCUGCAAUGGAGGAAAGGGUCUCUUGGAUGCAACUUGUUCAUCAGAAAGGAACUGUGAAGAGUUUUAACAAGAAUAAGGCAGCAUUGAACAUAGCCAUCAAGAUGACAGUCCUAUUGAGUUGGUCUUAAUUUCCAGUGAUAGCUGCAAGAAACAGUAUGGUCACUUAUCUAGCAUCCAGUUUUUGUUUGUGUACUGCUCAGAGCUGCAUACUUGCAUUACGUAUCACUCAGCCGACUCCUAAGAGGUCUAGUAAUGUCAUAGUAGUGUAGUAAACCUGACUGAUUUGCCAGUUUCCUUUGACUCAUCAUCCACUUAAUUUAACUAAUUAUUUAGCGUUUUUAUAGCGUAAUUUCUUCACAGUUAAUUGUUGGAGGUGACUAGCUCCUUUAAACCUAUUGGCACCAAUUCAGUCUCUUCCUUAGCAGUGCUUUAGUUUUGGAUGUAAAGAACUGCUAAAACUGUUGACCAUUUCCCUGUCCCUUGCUUAGCUAAUGUUAAACUUCAAAGUGAUUGCAUCUGUGUUUUUUCUCUAUGUGCAAAAACAACUUGGAACUUGUUCAGCACGUUUGAUAAGGAUUGAACAGCACUGUUUUUUUGAAAACAAAUCUCUCACACAGUGAGCUGCAGCUACUAGGACGCUUUGCAACGGCUACAUGUAAACUAUUUUUCUGCCCACCCAGUGGUGACUAAUGCUGUUACUAAAUUCUGUUAGAUUCGAUUGCAGUGGGUGUAUGAAAGUAUCUCCUGUGGUUCCUGUUUGAAAAUUACUCAGAUUCAGGACACAUGGAUUUCCUUCAGGAGUGGUGGCUGGUACAGUUUGAUUUUGUAAUGUUUGCUGAUUUUGAUAAUGAGAGAGCUGCAUAAGAAACUGAUCUUUUUCUGAACUGUUUUAGUGGUCAUCAGCAGAUGCCUUGCUGAUGUUUGUAUCUUGCAGUCUCAGUUUACUAGGGAAUAUGACAAAAGCAAAAGAAAAGUGUCCUAAUGCAUAAGAAAAGGGUUGGGGUACUUGUUCCCAAAGCUGAUACCUACUCUGUUGAAAUGCGGCGCUUGUAAUGUAGUCAUCUCCUUCUCAGUCACUCAUUCCUAAAAAGGAAUUUGUUACCUAUAAAGGCUCUCUAAUCGGUGUCUAAUCCCUACAAAGGGUGCAUAUUAAAAUCAAAAUGAUCCCCUUUCUUUAAAUGCACUCUAUAACAAUACUUACAUCAAAAGGGGAACAAUUCUAAUGUUACUAUAGCUGCAGUUGAGGUAUAAUAAUAGAAUAUGGAGAGACCACUGAAGUGUGUAGUUAGCAAUUGUAGGGAUCUUAUAGCCAGAAACUAACAUUGUCAAGUCAUCACUACAGCGAACAAGUAGCUGAGUUUGUACUAAGUCUACCCUUUCUUUCAAAAGCCCAAAAAUACAUGGGCAAGUACUGUUUUGCUGUUUGGUUAACUUUAGUACACUUUUAUAUUAAAACUUUUCUAUUAAAACUUUA